AUGCUUUUCUUCCCAACUCAACUCCUAGCCCUGGCGUCAGCCUUGCCCGUUGCCCUGGCAUGCCUGGGCUACGAGGGCGGCGUCCCAGCGGCUACCACUACGCACUCGAACUCGGCUCCCAUCAGGGUGAAGGCUGGAACGGUCUACGACUGCGGUUGGGCCAGGUAUGAUCGAGGCUCCGGCGCCUGUGGUGAGGGUGAAGGCGGUGAUGCCGACGCCGUCUUCCUGGUUGAGGCUGGUGGAACGCUCCGAAACUGCAUCAUUGGCAAGAACCAACAAGAAGGAGUUCACUGCCUGGGGGCUUGCAACCUCGAAUUCAUCUGGUUUGAGGAUGUCUGUGAGGAUGCCAUCACAAUCAAAGGAGACAAAGCUGGCCAAGAGUCAUGGAUCGUGGGGGGUGGCGCAUACCACGCUUCGGACAAGGUGGUUCAACACAACGGCUGCGGUACCGUGAACAUCAUCAACUUCUAUGCUUCAGACUACGGCAAGGUCUACCGGUCGUGUGGAAACUGCUCUAGCCAAUGCAAGCGCAACGUCUACAUCGAGGGCGUUACUGCCAGGAAGGGCGGCGGCAAGGCCGGCGACGUCUGCGGAAUCAACGCCAACUACGGCGACACCUGCACGCUCAAGAACGUCUGCACUGACGCCUCCAGCCCUUGUGUGCUAUACAAUGGCUGCAACAACAGCUGCGAGCCGGCAAAGGUUGGAACUUGCUCGGGCUGA
Molecule: messenger RNA, 723 nt
Organism: Diaporthe batatas
Lineage: Eukaryota; Fungi; Ascomycota; Sordariomycetes; Diaporthales; Diaporthaceae
Exons: 8
Coding region: 1-723 (240 amino acids)
Biological process (GO): pectin catabolic process
Cellular component (GO): extracellular region
Molecular function (GO): pectate lyase activity
Source: RefSeq, a predicted model, not a curated record